This is a messenger RNA of Laccaria bicolor S238N-H82, 1167 nucleotides long. RefSeq lists its product as uncharacterized. The transcript is spliced from 10 exons. The coding region runs from base 1 to 1167 and encodes 388 amino acids. Lineage: Eukaryota; Fungi; Basidiomycota; Agaricomycetes; Agaricales; Hydnangiaceae. The record is from RefSeq and is a predicted model, not a curated record.
AUGGUGUUGGGUGACUUGGGCAAUCACUCAUCGUUGUGUACAAACAUCGGUCUUAGCCGUGAUAUUGAAGCUGGCUGGUCCCUGUUGCCAUACUAUCAACCCUCGAGGCGCUGGUUGGAAGCAGCUAAGUCUACUCUGCCUGGUCGCGAUCAUACGUCCAGAUCCACUCCCUCCUUAGACGGCAGAGGGGGUGCAGAUUUAGCAUCUAAAGAUGGAAAGCCAACGAAAAGGACGGGUCCUAACUACGUAUACUAUCGUCUAUACACCAAACUUGGUGCAUUCAAAUCAAAUCGCCCCCUUUACGACAACAACCGUUUCAUUGGCCGCAUUCCAACAAAGUCUUUCGCCCCUCCUCAUACGGUAGCAUCUAUCAGGCGCUCCCUAUGCAAAUUUGAGGGCCUCUCUGAGCCCGACAAGGCGCUUGUCUUCACACCACUCUCAAGCCCAGCACCGAUGGAAAACUCUGCGCGCCUCUCUCUCUUUGCUCCUUCUGGGCCAGGCUUGUCUGAACAAGAUCUGAUCGUGCUGGUUGUCGAGUCGGAGAAGAGGACCAAGAACAUUACGCUGUCGGAGAAGCUCCCGGAAUGCUCUGAUGAUACUGAUAUCCACUACGUGUACUAUCACCUUUACUCAUCAGAAGGAGAUGGAGAUGAAAAGGCAAAGAGGUCCUUUGAUGAGAGUGACAUGUCAUUAGGGCGCAUCAACGCCAUCUUCAUCGCUCCCCCUCAUACUGCUGGGUCUUUGAAAGCAUGCAUUGCAAAAGCUGAAGGCCUUGUCACACCCAGUCAUGUGCUCUACAACGACAUGGAACUCUUCCAAGACAUGACUAGUGAUGCUGCCAUGAGUGACACCGAUGUCAUAUCCUUCCAAGGUGACACUUAUCCGGGUAGCGAUGAAGGUGAUCCCGUAGCCCUUGUCAAUGCAACUGCCAAUACAGCUGCAGACCAAAAGACCAAGCCUACACCAAAGCCUACACCAGAUGGACCAGAUUCAAAAUUCAUGAAACACGCUUGGUUGACUCGUACUUUCGGUACUUAUUCAGGAUACAUGGCGAUUAAUUCCAAGGGUGACAAAGGCUUUGUGAAUGGGGAAUAUCAGAGAGAGAGUAUGCUUUUGGAAUGGGAUCUGUCAGGACUUAUAAUCUGUACUUUACCCUCCCCGGCUUAA